UGUACAGACUGAGCUAAAUUCUCUCUCUAAAAAGGAGACUUUCUUCCCGCAUAAAGAUGUAUUAACUCCCAGAACCUCCAUACUUCCUGUGAAGACCAAAACCAAAAACAAGCUUCCCUUUAAAGAAUGCUCAAUCUUCAAAGGGUUGUUUCUUUGAACUGCAGCCAGCCAGGUAGCACAAAGAGCAAGAUGAAAUGCGAUUUCAAUGGAACUCUGCUGAUCAGUGUGCUCCCGCCACUGUUGGUGACAGAGUGUGUGGUGGGAUUCAUCGGCAACGGUUUUGCUCUUUGGAUCUUCUGGUUCCACCUGAAGCCCUGGAAGAGCAGCACCGUGUUAUUCUUCAACCUGGCAAUGGCUGAUUUUCUGCUCAACAUGGCUUUACCUUUUCGUGCCACCUACUACAUCUCUGGGACCAAGUGGAUGUUUGGAGGCACUCUCUGCAACAUCUGCCUCUUCAAGUUGGCAAUGAAUCGCAGUGGAAGUACCUUCUUCUUGAUGGCUAUCGCUGUUGACAGGUACAUGCGCGUGGUGCAUCCCCAUCAUCCCAUCAACUCUUUGAGUGUGUCUAAAGCCGUGACUGGAGCACUUGCAAUAUGGUUACUCACCAUUUCAAUGACUGUUCCUAUCUUCACUUUGGAACACGUCAACUCGACGUACUGUGAAAGCUUCAUGAUUCACACUGAUGCCCACCUUAAUCUGACUUGGCAUAAGUUUGAGUUUUUCUUUUCCUUCUAUCUGCCUCUGUUUGUGAUUCUCUACUGCACAGUCCACAUUAUUAUCCGCCUGAGAGGGAGAAAGCUGGCCCAGCAGGCUAAGAUCAAGAAAGCUCUUUGCUUCAUCACAGUAGUGGUGGUGGUCUUCAUCAUUUGCUUCUUCCCGAGCAAUAUCACACUGCUGCUGAUUUUGAUCAAGACCCAAGAGGUAGCCAGAACCCUUCCCAGUUCUCAAUUCUGUCCUGCCUUGGAGGACCUGACCACCACAUUUUACAUCACCAUUAGCCUGACCUAUCUCAACAGCAUGUUGGAUCCUGUGGUCUACUAUUUCUCCAGCUCUGCCUUUAAGAAUAUCUGCUGGAAAGCUCUUCAUCUGCCCCAAACAUCUGACCCUCCUGAAAGUAAAGAGAAAAAGACUCGAGAAACAGAGUCCCAGUCGCUCAGCCAGCUGUGAUCACAAAGCCAAAAUCAAGGAAAUAAUUAUGAGAUGUUGCUCCGUGGCUAAAAUUUUGACUCCUUAAGCUGUCAUGUGAGUGCUACAGCCAACAAGAUGUUAUUUUUACUUCUCUUAUAGUUAAAGUAUAUAUUGACUGCACUUUUCUAAAUAUUUCUUUAGCAAAACAUAUACUACUGUAAAGCUAUGAAAUAAUCGAUGCACUGUCUUAUAACAUAGUUUCCAAAAGCUU
Molecule: messenger RNA, 1399 nt
Organism: Xiphias gladius (swordfish)
Lineage: Eukaryota; Metazoa; Chordata; Actinopteri; Istiophoriformes; Xiphiidae
Product: hydroxycarboxylic acid receptor 2-like
Exons: 2
Coding region: 127-1167 (346 amino acids)
Biological process (GO): G protein-coupled receptor signaling pathway
Cellular component (GO): membrane
Molecular function (GO): G protein-coupled receptor activity
Source: RefSeq, a predicted model, not a curated record